Messenger RNA from Coccidioides posadasii C735 delta SOWgp, 519 nucleotides. RefSeq lists its product as uncharacterized. Lineage: Eukaryota; Fungi; Ascomycota; Eurotiomycetes; Onygenales; Onygenaceae. Gene Ontology annotation, molecular function: protein-macromolecule adaptor activity. The record is from RefSeq and is a predicted model, not a curated record. Gene Ontology annotation, biological process: proteasome regulatory particle assembly.
AUGUCGUCCGAGUCUUUACCUAUUACUUCGACUGCCUUCGCUGCAGCUCUCAAAGACCUGACCAUUCCAUUGCUCUACGCGAAGGUGUUUGAACUCCGCAACUCAAUAUCCCACCUCGAGCGAUCCAACACCGAACUCAAACAAUACAUAGAAAUAAGCCCAGGAGGCGAUGAAAUUUGCCAAGAAGCCAUAUCUGAAAAUGAAGAAGUCAUCAAGCGAAUGUUGGACCGGAUUGACCUCGUCAAAGCCGAGGUGGAGGCCCGUGGACAAGAGUGGAUCGAAUUAAAUGGCACAGACAAACUGGAUGAAACAAGUGAAAUAGGACUUGGACCUGAAGCGGAAGAUAUUGAACUACCUGAUGCACCGAUUACUGGAAGUGAUAACGAACGACUGCAAGUUGGCCAGCCCCAGACCCGAUCUGUUGAAAGCAACGGGGCAUCUCAACAGGAAUCGAUGGGGCCCCGGUCAGGAGGCAACGAAAGACAACAAGAAGACGAGUCAGAAGGGGUGUAUCUUUAA